This is a messenger RNA of Pocillopora damicornis (cauliflower coral), 1672 nucleotides long. Its product is annotated as neuronal acetylcholine receptor subunit alpha-3. Lineage: Eukaryota; Metazoa; Cnidaria; Anthozoa; Scleractinia; Pocilloporidae. The record is from RefSeq and is a predicted model, not a curated record. Gene Ontology annotation, molecular function: acetylcholine-gated monoatomic cation-selective channel activity; transmembrane signaling receptor activity. Gene Ontology annotation, biological process: monoatomic ion transmembrane transport. Gene Ontology annotation, cellular component: postsynaptic membrane.
CCCCGCUGACAAAAUAUUCCACAUUUCAUCUCCUGCCGUCAGUGGAUUGCAAAUUUACAUAAUUAUAAAAGAAUGUGAACUGACGCUGUGCGCUAUUCAGUUUGAUGCAUUGGAUGUCAUUUGAAGCCGAAGAUGCAAUAAAAAGAUGGGAUCUUGUUUUCUCGUGGCUCGUUCUACUGCAGGGAAGAAUUCUGCUCUCCUUGUGAAUCUCCUGGCAAUUGUUGGAGUUGUUGCAUCACAAGGCUACUUCAAGGAUGACCACGAACAUAAGCUGAUCAAUUCUUUGUUCAAGAGUAAUUACAGCAAAGAAGCUUUACCUGUAGUCAACAAAUCAGAAGCAGUUCAGGUUACGUUUGACCUGGCAUACAGUCAACUUAUAUAUCUGGACAGCAAAAAUCAAAUACUCUCCAGCAAAGUGUGGUUACGACAGAUGUGGACAAACCCAUUCCUCAGAUGGGACCCUGAGAAGCAUGGUGGAAUAGAAUAUAUAAAUGUUGAUCCAAAAUUAAUAUGGAAACCAGACAUCAUUCUAUAUAAUAACAUUGGCUUUGGUGAAACAGGUGCAAUAUAUAAUUUUGACACAAAAGCAACCCUGAAGUACGAUGGAUACACACAAUGGUAUGCUCCAACAGAGAUUCACAGCAUCUGCAAAAUUGACAUCGGCUAUUUCCCCUUUGACCAUCAGAAAUGUAAACUUAAAUUUGGUUCCUGGACUUACACAGAUAAUAAACUCAAUCUUUCUGCUUCGGCCAACAAAGUCACUGCAGACCUCUCCAAGUACACGGUCAGUGGCGAGUGGGAGCUAGUUGAAGCACCUCUAAAGAGGAAUGCCGUCAAGUAUACUUGUUGUAAACAUCCCUACAUCGACAUAACAUACACGAUACACGUCAAGAGAAGAGUUCUCUUCUACAUGAUGAAUCUGAUUGUCCCGUACAUCGUACUUGCUGUCUUGACAGUUUUCUCCUUCUACCUACCACCAGAGUCUGGAGAACGAAUGGGUCUGGUAAUUACAAUCCUACUAGGUCUGACCGUGUUCAUGAUGGUAUUCACCGACAAUGUGCCACGCACCUCGGAAGUAACCCCGCUGAUCGGUAAAUACUCGGUCACAGUCCUUGUUCAGGUCACUUUUGCGCUGCUAGUCACGUGCGGUGUUCUGAGAAUUUAUCACAAAGAUCCCGAAAGGAAGAUGCCUGCCUGGUUCCGCAAGCUGAUCUUUGACAUCUUGGGGCCAAUGCUGCUAGCCACACCUUCUGGUGAACGAAAAAAGUUGAAACAAGAAGACAAGAACAGGAGCUACUACAUGUCGAAAGUACAGGGAAAUCCCUACGAGAUCCAUCGUAGCCAGAACCAUCUUGUUGUGUCAAUUCCAAAGAUCACAGGCAUAAAGGAUGGCGAGGGGGAAACCGAGCGCAAAUGUUUUCACACCUCACCCAUGGGAUCCAAUCUGUCGCUGACGCCCUCGGAUGAGCGUAUGGAAGAGAUUGUGUACGGCAUGCGCGCCAUUGUAUCUCAUCUGAAAGACACUCAAGAGUCUGACGCAAAAGUCAAUGACUGGCAUCACGCAGCCGCAGUUCUAGACAUUGCGUUUUUCUGGAUAACGGCUAUCACCAUCUUAGGCUCGACCCUGGCCUUUUACUUUAUGAUUCCAAACUGACGGUAUGAAGUACAUUGU